Molecule: messenger RNA, 1115 nt
Organism: Brassica oleracea var. oleracea
Lineage: Eukaryota; Viridiplantae; Streptophyta; Magnoliopsida; Brassicales; Brassicaceae
Product: alpha carbonic anhydrase 5
Exons: 7
Coding region: 167-991 (274 amino acids)
Molecular function (GO): carbonate dehydratase activity; zinc ion binding
Source: RefSeq, a predicted model, not a curated record
GAGAAAAUUAAGGUGCAGUCAGGAGCAAAUAAAGGCAUUUAAAAUCUGAUAUAUUGACUAAGAGAAAUAAAAGAGAACAAAUACAAUUGUUUAUCACCAUAGCCCCCUAAAGUUGUUUAAUCUUCUUUCAGUAUUUCACUCCCUGGUUUACACAUAACAUAAGACAAUGAAGAGACCAUCGAUUGUAUGCAUCGUUUUCCUUAUCGUCAUCUCUAUCACUACUGUCUCGAGUUCACCAGACCAUGGAGAAGUCGAGGACGAAACGGAGUUUAGCUACGAGAAGGGAGGAGAGAAGGGGCCAGAGAAAUGGGGAACACUAAAGCCAGAAUGGAAAAUGUGUGGAAACGGCACGAUGCAGUCACCUAUUGAUCUUACGGACAAAAGAGUCUUCAUUGAUCACAAUCUUGGACCGUUACGCAGCCAUUAUUUACCUUCUAAUGCCACCAUUAAGAACAGAGGCCAUGAUAUCAUGUUGGAAUUUGAAGGAGGGAAUGCAGGUAUAGGUAUAACUAUCAAUGGUACCGUAUAUCAGCUUCAACAGCUUCAUUGGCACUCUCCUUCCGAACACACCAUCAACGGCAAAAGGUUUGUUCUCGAGGAACACAUGGUUCAUCAGAGCAAAGAUGGACGCUUCGCCGUUGUGGCGUUCUUGUACAGCUUGGGACGACCUGACUCUUUUCUCAUUUCGUUGGAAAGACAAUUGAAGAGGAUAACUGAUGCACAUGAGUCCGAGGAUUUUGUCAGUUUGAUUGAUCCUAGAGCAGUCAAUUUCAAAACAAGAUUCUAUUACAGAUAUUUAGGAUCACUGACAACUCCUCCAUGUUCUGAAAACGUUACUUGGUCCAUUUCUAGAGAGAUGAGGACUGUGACAUUGGAACAGUUGAACUUGCUUCGCGUGUCUGUACACGAUCAAUCUAAUACGAAUGCAAGACCGCUUCAACGGCAAAACGGGCGUCCCGUGAAAUUUUACUUACCAGCAUGGCAUAUUUAACCAAUCCGAAGUUGUUGUUCACUCAAUUUGAGCUUGGUUAAACCUAGUCUCAUGUUAAUCUCUUAGUUUUAUGUACUGAGAACCAAAAGAGAACACUAAUUAAGAAGAAAUUGUUUUGAGUUCA